AUGCGCGCGUGGGCUCUCUUGGCGCCGCUAUCGGCAGCCUACGUCGUGCAGCCGCCGCUGCGGGACGACAACUUUGCUUGUUGCGGUGGCUGCUCGUCGAGUGUCCGCAGCGACCAAGUGUACCUGGCGACGGGCGCGCGCGUCAUGCUCUGGGACACCAACGUCAAGGUGAACCCCCAGCCGCAGUGCCUGCUCACGUUCCCUUACGACCCCACGCGCGGCGAAUCGCCAGGGCCCCGCCGUGUGCGCAGUGGCUCGCUCGUCGGGACAACGUUUCCGCUCAACCACGACGCCGACGCGCGCUGCUGCUUGAACGGCGGCACGUGCACCUUGUCGGAAGACGACGCCCAGGGCAAGUGCAAUUGCGUGCAGCCGUGGGGGUUCCGUGGCGACUACUGCGAGCUCUCGAUCUACGACCUGGCGAUGAUUGCCAACUCGGGCGUGUACCCGCGCACGGUGAAUGUGUCUGCGAUGCCGAUCGCGUACCCGGACCUGCGGCCGCUUGUGUACAACUUGUCCUUUUUAUCGUCCAUUACAAAUACGUUCUUGCCGACGACGCCGACGCCCGACAUGGACGCGACCCUCGCUACGUACCGCGCGAUGGCCUUCCAGCUCGUCAUCCUCGGCCUCCUCGGCGCGUCCGGGCUCUGUAUUCUCUUCGUCUUCGGCCACCUCUUUAACGUGUGCCUCAACUACUGCCGCUGCCGAAAGCGUCCGUACUCGCUCCUCGAGAAGCUCGUGACGAUGCUCCUCAUGCUCGGCGCCGUGGUCGUCCUUGGCGGCAGCCUCACAAGGUCAUACGUCAACUACGAGCUCCUCGUGCAGCAUGCGGCCAACAUUACGUUUCUCGUCGCCGACGCGCUGCCAGCCGACACGCUCACGUUCUACUCCAACUUGAAUGCGCCGCUGCGCGCAAUCAUCGAUGGCUUUCCGGGCGCCCGCAUUCCGGAGCUCCAAGCCGCGCUACUGGAUCAAAUGGCCCUGUACACCUCGCUGAACGUGACGGACAUGCCGCAGAUCUUUGCGUCGACGACCGCGCCCUUGGCGGCCCUCGCGCUGCCCUUCCCGAUCGCGUCCUCAUACGGACAGCCCGCAUGCUCGAGCAUGGUCAUCUACCGCACGGCCAGCAGCAUCAUGGGCAUCGGGGGCGCAACGGGCUGCUUUGGCUGCGACCAGUGCGUCGCCAUUCGCAAGACGAUUCAGAGCAUCCAGCUCGACUGGCUGCGCGGCGCCUCGGUCGUGCACUGGAUACUGUACGCGAGUCAUGCCAACCUCAUCACGUUUGCUCAGCUGCCGCUGCUCCCGACGCUCGUGAACCUCUCGGUCUCUCUCAACCAAACGCUGGCCGACGUCCAGCGCGUCAAUACGCACCAAGCGCGCAUGCUGGCCACCCUCACAAACCAACUCACGAUGCUCAUUCAGCCCGGCGUCUACAUCGUCUACGGGCUCUCGAGUCUCCUCGCCUUGCUUGCACUUGCGGCGGCCACGCGCGGCUUUUGGCGCCGGAAAGGCCGCCUCGGGAAGCUCGCCAGCUACACGGCACAGUUGGGCACCCUUGUCGCGUCUGCGAUGACCGGAAUACUGUGGACCGUGUCCUUCUGCGCGCGCGAUGGCCUCGCGUACCUCGACCGUAUUGAAGCCAACAUGUCCGAGCUCUUUCAGAACACGUCGUCGCGCAAUGACGCCAUCAACCUCCUGCACGAUCAAUCCUGGGUCGCAAAUCGGUCCUUGCUCUCGCUCUUGGAGUGCGCCGACCUUGUCAAGGUGCCGCCACUGCCGACGCCCGACACGGGCAUGGCGCCGCCGCCGCUGUACAAUACGACGCAACUGUUUUUCUUCCCCGACUUUGCCGCGCUCGCGACGCAGUUCAACAGCUCGGACCCGAGCCGCAUCACGUCGCUCUUUGGGUGGGACGAGAGCUACGUCACGCUCGCCCACCGCUUCUUGACCGUCCUCUUGUUUGGCAACACGACCGUGCCGUCCCCGUAUACGGCGUCGAACGACACGCGCGUCACCACCUUCACGACGGACCCUAACCGCGAUGGUGUCUUCAACGCCUCGGACGUCCAGCUCAUGGCCUCGCUCUACGCCCAAAACUGGUCCACGCUGACGCACAAUGAAUCGACGCGCCAAAACUCGUACUUGCUCCAACAGUGGCGAUGGUGCGGGGAGCUCGAGGUCGCGCGCGGCCGGCUCCUCGCCUAUAUGGACAGCGUCGCUGACGUUGCGCUGGAGGCGCGUCCGCAUUUGACGGCGAUGCAAGCCAACACGAGCGCACUCGCGAAGCUCCAGUACCCGUUCCAGUCCGCAGUGAGCUUUUACACGUCGAAGCUUCAGACGUUCAAGCUCGCCGACUGCUCGUACGCCGGCAACUGCGCAUGGACGCGGCAGCGCUGGAACGAGCUCCAUAGCGAGCUGCACGCGCUCGGCGCCGCUGCCGACGAGAUGACGCUGCUCUUUGCAAUAGCGACGCUGGCCCUCUUGACAGCCUCGCUCUUUGCCUUUUGCUUUGGCGUCCGCGUGCACAAGCCCAAGGUACGCGUGUACGUCGCUGCGUAA
Messenger RNA from Saprolegnia diclina VS20, 2559 nucleotides. RefSeq lists its product as hypothetical. Lineage: Eukaryota; Oomycota; Saprolegniomycetes; Saprolegniales; Saprolegniaceae. The transcript has 15 exons. The coding region runs from base 1 to 2559 and encodes 852 amino acids. The record is from RefSeq and is a predicted model, not a curated record.